Didymosphaeria variabile is the source of this 645-nucleotide messenger RNA. RefSeq lists its product as uncharacterized. Lineage: Eukaryota; Fungi; Ascomycota; Dothideomycetes; Pleosporales; Didymosphaeriaceae. Bases 1 to 645 code for a protein of 214 amino acids. The transcript is spliced from 4 exons. The record is from RefSeq and is a predicted model, not a curated record.
AUGAUCACCGCUUCCCAGCUCCACCUGGGCAUCUGCAAGUUCAAAGAUCACGUGGGUUGUUGCAGUGGCAUUUGGGAAUGGGGACCAGUCAAGGUUCAUGGGCUCGUGGAUUCCAAAAGGCCUUUGCGAUGCUUCCAGGAUGUUGCAAUCAUUAUGGUUGGGAACCUGUGCAAGAAAACUUCCCUAUCGGCGGACGCCCUAGCCACGCCCGAGGAACGGAGAAAGGUCGAUAUAUAUAAGGGUAUGUACGACGACGGCCCGCGCGCUCUUCGUGAGUGGCGCCUGAAGAAGCUCGCCGAGAUAGGCAUCAUUGAUAAAUCCGGAGCUGGAGAAUGGACGGAAUUCACUCCAGAGCAGAAGAAACAGUCUAGUGGUGCCAUGGAAGCUUGCGCUGGAAUGGUCGAUUCUUUGGAUGUCAAUAUUGGCAAAGUGGUUGAUUACUUGAAAUCAACUGGAGAGUACGACAUCACAUUCAUCGUGUUCAUGAGUGACAACGGCGCCGAGGGCGCAGCGCUGGAAGCCAUCCCCGUUAUAGACGACAAGAUUACGCGUGCCAUCCAUCAAUAUUCCGACAACUCAUACGAUAACAUCAGCGCAUAUAAUUCCUACACAUGGAACGUGCUGCUCGAAGCCACUGACAAGUAG